UUGAAGAUUCAUUGUAACUACGUUGCGUCUAAUUAUUUUUUGGGAAACAAAGAAUUGAGAGAAUAUCUCAGCUCCUUCCUUCAUCUAAAAAUGGAAAACAACCAAAUAAUCCACAAGAAACUCAGAGUUGUUUGCCUCCACGGCUUCCGAACAAGCGCCGAAAUCCUCAAGAAAUUGGUUCUCCGGUGGCCGGAAUCCGUCCUCGACCGCCUAGAUCUCCACUUUCUCGACGCACCAUUCCCCGCUCAGGGCAAGUCCACCGUCGAAGGCAUCUUUGACCCUCCUUACUUCGAAUGGUUCCAAGCUGAUAAGGAAUUUAAAGAAUAUUACAAAUUUGAAGAGUGCCUGGAAUACAUUGAGGAUUAUAUGGUCAAAAAUGGGCCCUUUGAUGGAGUUCUUGGUUUUUCCCAGGGAGCAGUUUUAGCAGCAGCAAUGCCAGGAAUGCAGAGGGAAGGUGCAGCUUUGAGCAAAGCAGCAAAAAUAAAGUUUGUGAUAAUAAUAUCUGGGGCUAAAUUUGGAGGCCCCAAAUUUGGUGUUCCAAAACUAGCUGCCAAUGCAUUCUCACAUCCACUUCAUUGCCCUUCCUUGCACUUCUUGGGUGAGACAGAUUUCCAGAAAGAAGAAGGGAAACUUCUGCUGGAGUGCUUUGUGGAUCCACAUCUUAUUCAUCACCCCAAAGGACACACAGUACCAAGAUUAGACGAGGAAAGUGUUGGAACAAUGCUUGGGUUCAUCGACAAAAUUGAGAAAAUGGCAGUGCAGGAGGAAGGAAACUAGCCUAGGUUCAGCCUUAAUGACUAUAUAUGCAUGGUAAUGAUCUAAAGCAACAUGCAGUGUCUAAUUAGUAACCAUACUAAUUAGGUUAAAUAAACUGUGUUUAACUUGUAAUCCUAGUAAUUCGUUACUCGACCACAAAUCUUGUGAUUGGUACAAUGGUACAUGCAUAUUAUAUCAUGAAUUCUAAAGUUUUGUCCACUUUCAACUUAAAA
Ipomoea nil (Japanese morning glory) is the source of this 989-nucleotide messenger RNA. Its product is annotated as esterase AGAP003155-like. The transcript is spliced from 5 exons. The coding region runs from base 91 to 777 and encodes 228 amino acids. NCBI's taxonomy places the organism in Eukaryota, Viridiplantae, Streptophyta, Magnoliopsida, Solanales, Convolvulaceae. The record is from RefSeq and is a predicted model, not a curated record.